GUGUCUCUCCAUAUGUACCAUGUUGACAACCAGGGAGAACAAGACAGUCAGCUGUGCGGCUAUUAAAAGAGCUCAAAUCCCAAAGUGUUGCUCUGGAGGGCCGGCCAGUUGUGGUGCUGGAGCCGUGCUGAGGGUGCAGGAGGCGAAUCAGGAGGCGAAUCAGGAGCCGAAUCAGGAGGCGAAUCAGAGCCGACAACCUGCAGUCGACUGGGAAACAAGAGAGCUUAACUUGGACAAACGGCUGGAGGUCGGCAGCGCAGCUCCAAAUCAAAAGGACAGCCCUCCAGAGAUGGACGCUGCAUGGACCACCACCAUCCUGGUGGUUCCCUGCGUCGUGGUGCUAACCGCUGGGUUUUUUUACCUCUAUGGCGCCAUUAUCAGCCUGCUGUCUAAAACAUCCGUCCGCAAUAAGGUGGUGGUGAUAACGGAUGCUUCAUCUGGGCUGGGAAAAGUGUGUGCAGGUGUUUUUCACAGAGGAGGAGCCAGGCUGAUCCUCUGUGGGAAAAACUGGGAGAAGCUGGAAGAACUUGCAGAUGAACUGGAAAACGCUUCAGAUCCCACAGUAACUUUCCCUCCAAAGCUCGUGCUGCUGGACUUUGGAGACAUGGACAGCAUGGCGGCGGCGGUGGCUGAGGUUCUGGACUGCUACGGCUGCUUGGACAUCCUCAUCUUCAACAGCAGCAUGAAGGUCAAGGCUCCGGCGCAGAGUCUGUCUCUGGAGACGGACAAGCUCCUCAUGGACAACAACUACUUUGGACCCAUCACUCUGGCUAAAGGCGUGCUGCCCUCCAUGGUGUCCAGGAGGAGCGGUCACCUGCUGCUGGUCAACAGCAUCCAGGGGAAAAUCGCAGUGCCUUUCCGCACCGCGUACGCAGCUUCCAAACAUGCAGUCCAGGCGUUCUUCGACUGCCUGAGAGCCGAGGUGGAGGAGUUCGGCGUCUCCGUCAGCACCAUCAACCACACCUUCAUCAGCUGCUCCGCGGCGCCGGCGCCGGCCUCGCGGGCCCUGCUGGGGCCCCUGCUGUUCAGCAGGAAGCCGGGCGGCGUUUCUCCAGACGAGGUCGCCGCCGAGAUCGUCAGGACGCUGAGCAACAAGAGGAAAGAAGUGCUAAUCGCUCCCUCGCUUCCCAAGAUGGCCAUUUAUGCCAGAUCGUUCUUCCCCAACGUUUUCUUCGCUGUGAUGGCUGCAGGCGUGAAAAACUCUGCUGCCUCUGACAACAUGUGAAGAUCAGAGACCUUUUAAUGAAAGUUAUUAACGAUUUAUGAUUGAAAAUCGUUUUACCGUUCUGAGGCGACCUGCUGCAUCCUGACAUCAUUAACCUCGUUUGAUUAUUGGUCUGAUCUAGGGGGGGUUUUCUUGCUCUCAUUUCUAGCUUGUUGUUGCUAUUAUGAUGUAAUAACUGUCCUCUACUGUUUGGUGUCUCUAAUAAGAAUAAUGUAGGAAAUGCUGCUCAGCAUUUUGUGUAAAAUGGUUCAACUGGUUCCCAUCAUUUAUGUCUAUUUUCAGCAUUUUAACCGUGACUGAGUACAAACAUGAUUCAUAUACCCUGCAAGUAUUUAAACUAAACAUACGUUACGACUUUCUCAGAUUGUAAAAGAUAAAUGAAGAUGAUGACAAUUAAAUCUUGUCAAAUAACUAAAUAAAUCUCUAAAUUUAAAUCAAAAGCCUCUUGAUUUAGUUUAAGUAUUAUUUUGUACCUAUACACAUAUUUAUAUUUUUUUAAAACAUAACAAAUGAAAC
Messenger RNA from Gambusia affinis (western mosquitofish), 1741 nucleotides. RefSeq names its product dehydrogenase/reductase SDR family member 7C-B-like. The coding region runs from base 20 to 1225 and encodes 401 amino acids. The record is from RefSeq and is a predicted model, not a curated record. Gene Ontology annotation, biological process: regulation of release of sequestered calcium ion into cytosol by sarcoplasmic reticulum. NCBI's taxonomy places the organism in Eukaryota, Metazoa, Chordata, Actinopteri, Cyprinodontiformes, Poeciliidae. Gene Ontology annotation, molecular function: all-trans-retinol dehydrogenase (NAD+) activity. Gene Ontology annotation, cellular component: sarcoplasmic reticulum membrane. The transcript has 8 exons.